CCUUCCACAAGGAUUUAUGCGGGUGAUUUAACAGAGAUAUAUUGCGAAGAAUGCCAUGUCGGUCUCAGAUCCUCUCAUCAAAGAGCUGAAAGGAUGGACUCGAAAGCUGUUAGAACACGCUAACGAAAUUAACGACGAAAACCAGGACUUGUAUCACUUUUGUAAAUGCUUAGAGAAUUGUCUGCAACAGGGUUUACUGCCUGUUUUUGAUAACAUUGGAUAUCUGAAUCUAGCCUAUGCGUGGAAGUGGUUAGAAUACAUUGCUGGGAAAAAAUACAACUCGUAUAAUACAUUCUCUUUGGCGGCGGAGCAAGUGAGACAAAAUUCAAAAGUGCAUACAUCUGCUGGACGACUUCGUCUUUUAAUAAGAAUAUGUCUGGUGCGAAGAUGCUUUCACAUGCCAGUGGAAAUAUUGACCAAAAUACCAACUUUAGCCACCCAGUUUUACGACUUCAAAAGUAUCCUGGGAGAUGACAUUCUACGAGAAAUACUACUGUCUGUACUAUUGCAGUGCAGUAAACUUAAUUUUAAAUUAAACUUGAGAAACGCAGCUUUCUUGGAUGACACCUGGCAGCUGCCAAGAUACAGAGUUUUCGAACUAGUUCCUUGCAAAAACUUAGGCAUUUCCGUGUGUUUCACCAACGACAAAGCAUUAAUCGUCAAUGUCGACGAGAGAUCGGUAGCAGCUGAAGAUAACAAAGUCGAAAUUGGUGAUGUACUGGAUGAGAUAAAUGAAAAUAUUAUCAAUGGCGAUAGCAAGGGAAAAUUACGUAAAAUUAUAAAAAAGGGUAGUGGACAACCGAUAAUAUUACAUAUCAUAAAGCAUCGUACCCAAAAAUCCGAUGAAGUUUAUCAACCAAUAGUGCAUCUUAUCAAAAACUCAGGUGUAGAGAGUAUGAAAUCCUUAAUACAGACAUCACAAUUAGAUCAAGUAAAUACUACUAAAAAAAAGGAGAUCUCUAAAUUAGGAAAUAAAACAGUAAGCAGUGGCUUCUUGGUAAAAUAUUGUGGCUCUGUGCAUGUUGGUACAAAAGGUGAUAUUAAACAAAUUGAGAAGGCUAUUUGGCGCUUAAUAAAGUCUGCAGAAAUAAAACAAGUGCCUGUGAGAUUUGAAUGUUUAGAAAUCGGGAUUAAAGUGACUCAAGAGGCAGAUGAUGAGACAAUAUGCAAGCAAAAUUAUAUGGAAAUCUCAUCAUGUGGACGUACUAUCAACAUUCCAGACUAUUUUGCAUUCAUCGCAGGGGAAACAAAUUGUAAUAUGGCAACAAAAUUUGAUGCUUACAUCUUUUAUCACCAAAAGGAAACUGAAGUCCAAGAAAUACUACAGAGUUUGGAACAAGGAUUUCAACGUACCCAUUUUGCAGUAUAAACAAUAUAUAAUAUAUAUUGUUGAAUUUAUUAUAGAUUUAUGGAGAGAGCUAUAGGGGAGGAAAAUAUUCUUACCUUUGUAUUUUCCUUGUGUUGCUUACAUAUAUAAAUAUUAAUGUUACUCUUUAAUCUUCCCAGAGAGGCUCCAUCAAUAUACAAUCACUUAUGUCAUCCGUAUUAUCAGAUAUUAUAAAUAGUCGAAAUUGUACAUAUGUAUUGAAAUAAGUUUUAAAUAGAGACUUGCAGAUGUUG
Messenger RNA from Linepithema humile (Argentine ant), 1620 nucleotides. RefSeq lists its product as uncharacterized. The record is from RefSeq and is a predicted model, not a curated record. Gene Ontology annotation, molecular function: protein binding. Lineage: Eukaryota; Metazoa; Arthropoda; Insecta; Hymenoptera; Formicidae.